Achroia grisella is the source of this 817-nucleotide messenger RNA. It is a transcript of the gene RpS5, whose product is annotated as small ribosomal subunit protein uS7. The coding region runs from base 112 to 771 and encodes 219 amino acids. Gene Ontology annotation, biological process: ribosomal small subunit assembly; translation. The record is from RefSeq and is a predicted model, not a curated record. The transcript has 2 exons. Gene Ontology annotation, molecular function: mRNA binding; structural constituent of ribosome; rRNA binding. Gene Ontology annotation, cellular component: cytosolic small ribosomal subunit; ribosome. Lineage: Eukaryota; Metazoa; Arthropoda; Insecta; Lepidoptera; Pyralidae.
UGUUAUGAAAUUCCGUCCCAAAUCGCCGCUACUCGAACUACUUCCUUUUUGUCGUGUUCUUUUGACAGCACGAGGUUAUAAUUUCUAUUUUGUAAUAGAAAACCUUCAACAAUGGCGGAGGAAAACUGGAAUGAUGAUAACAUUGAGUCUGGCAGCAUGGCUGUCGAAUCCAUGCCACUGCCACAGGCAGCCGAUAUUCCCGAAAUUAAAUUAUUCGGUCGAUGGAGCUGUUAUGAUGUCCAGGUUUCAGAUAUGUCUCUCCAGGAUUACAUUUCUGUAAAGGAGAAAUAUGCUAAAUAUUUACCUCAUUCUGCUGGUAGGUACGCGCACAAACGAUUCCGUAAAGCUCAGUGCCCUAUUGUUGAGCGUCUCACCAACUCUUUGAUGAUGCAUGGACGUAACAACGGCAAGAAACUCAUGGCUGUUCGCAUUGUUAAGCACGCAUUUGAGAUUAUCCACCUUCUCACUGGAGAGAACCCAUUACAAGUUCUGGUGACAGCUAUCAUAAAUUCUGGUCCUCGUGAAGACUCAACUAGAAUCGGUCGUGCUGGUACGGUUCGCCGUCAGGCUGUGGAUGUCUCACCACUUCGACGUGUGAACCAGGCUAUCUGGUUAUUGUGUACUGGGGCUCGUGAGGCUGCAUUUAGAAACAUUAAGACUAUUGCAGAAUGUGUUGCAGAUGAGCUUAUCAAUGCUGCUAAAGGCUCUUCAAAUUCUUACGCUAUCAAGAAGAAGGAUGAGUUGGAGCGUGUUGCUAAAUCCAACCGUUAAGUACUAUUAAGAUGGGUCUUAAUUAAAGGCUAACAAAAUUACAAAA